Messenger RNA from Opisthorchis viverrini, 3855 nucleotides. RefSeq lists its product as hypothetical. NCBI's taxonomy places the organism in Eukaryota, Metazoa, Platyhelminthes, Trematoda, Opisthorchiida, Opisthorchiidae. The record is from RefSeq and is a predicted model, not a curated record. The transcript is spliced from 17 exons. Bases 1 to 3855 code for a protein of 1284 amino acids. Gene Ontology annotation, molecular function: zinc ion binding; protein binding.
AUGAUCCGACGUACCUUCUCCCGUAUUAUUCGCAUGGACUUCCAAAUACUCUAUGGUGCCUACGUCAGACCGCUCCUGGAGUACGCCAACGAAGUUGUCUACUCAGGACGUACGAAAGACGUUACCCUCGUUGAGCGUGUCCAGCGGGCCGCCACGAGAAUUGUUGCCGGCCUCAAGUCCGUGGACUACGAAAUGCGUCUCGCGAUGCUUGAUCUCUUUCCCCUGGAGUACCGUCGCCUCCGAGGGGACCUAAUUCUUACCUACGCCUUGUUUGAACAAAGCUUGGCAAACAGCUUAAGCACAUUGGUUGUGCUAAACUCCCCAUCACUCUCCACUCGCUUCUGGCUACACGCAUGUGGUGAUCCAGAGGCUGCUGCGGCGGGAUGUGCCGGAGGUGGUACCGUCCUAAGUUACCGGGCGGAGAUCCGAAUGUUAGACGAAUUUAACGGAAUUAUAUUCCAGAAUCUCCCAAAUGCUCCACCGUCAGAUUUGAGCUCAUGUUGGGACGAGAUCACCAACCCUUUGCAUAAUGCUUGGAAUUUUGCCUGUGGUACGGCACCACCAGGCGCACUCGAGCACUGGAUAUCAGACCGAACCGUGGCAUUACGCGCAUUCGACUUGGCUGACUGGCCUGUUCUUCUUGACACGCUUGUCAACCAAGGAAUGCCCGGGAAGUUUGUGACCAUGACAAGCUAUCUGUAUUUUCUGAUUUCUGGAUGUGUGAGGGUAUACGGUGAGCUUUGCCAUAUUUUCCGUACACAAAGCGGUGUCCCUCAGGGAUGUCCACUCUCUCCAUUCUUUUUUAACUUCAUGAUUCGUGAAAUCAUGAAACGAACGCUGGAAGGUCUGCAGAUCCCCGGUGUUCAAAUAGCCUGUGGCGAAAACCUUGUCGAUGUGGAAUAUGCAGGCAGCAUCGUCCUUGACUUCGAAGAGCAAGAGAAGGCGCAGGUGUUUUUGAAUGAACUGAUCAAAGUCACUUCUGCACAUCCGAGUUCAUUCACAACCCUAAACAAUUCGAAGUAUGUUUUCAAACACCAAAAGCCUGUCUACUUAUCCACCUUCAAUGUUCGCACACUGAAGCAAGCAGGUCAAGAGGUGGCUCUUCCGCGCACGCCGGAUCCCCUCUGUAUUGACCUAUGUUGUCUGUCAGAAACGAGGACGCAGGACACAAGUACUGUGAUCGAACUGACUGCCCCUUCACACUCUUCCAGGUUCCGGCUGCUUACCUCUGGUGAUGCAGAGGCCGCUGCAGCUGGAUAUGCUGGGGACAGUUUCUAUGACACUCUAGGAGCCCUUCUACAGCAGGCCAAAAGCCCAGAUAUCGUUGUGGUUGCUGGUGAUACGAACGCCAGACUUUUGGACAAACUACUUGUGGCUUGUCCCAACUCAGAGUACUGCGCCGAGGUACUUACGCGAUGUGAUCUCGAGUCUCAUUUGGCCUACUGGUGUCGCGGUGCUGUGGUCGCCUGUGUGAACAACAAACUCGGUUGUCCUUACUUGGGGUUACGAGCCGACCAGCCUGCCCAUCGAUGGAGUUGCCAGUUUCAGACACCAGCACCUCGUAGCUCUUCUAACGUUGGUUCCGACCUCACCACUUCAUCUCCAGAUGUUGAUCCAUCCUCUUCCAAGACAUGUACUGUUUCUCGAGAAAUGUCCGCGCGACCCUCUUUUGAGAAGCUUCCAGCGUCCCAGUUUGCAAGUUCGUUAGAUCCGUUGGAUACAAAAUGCGGCCAUACGUUUUGUUCGUCCUGUCUGAAAAAUCAUCUGGCUGUCCAAGCACUUUGUCCGGAAGACAAACAGAUUAUCAACUAUCUGGAAUGCCAACAAUCUUCCAACUUAGUCAAGCGACUUUUGGACAAACUACUUGUGGCUUGUCCCAACUCAGAGUACUGCGCCGAGGUACUUACGCGAUGUGAUCUCGAGUCUCAUUUGGCCUACUGGUGUCGCGGUGCUGUGGUCGCCUGUGUGAACAACAAACUCGGUUGUCCUUACUUGGGGUUACGAGCCGACCAGCCUGCCCAUCGAUGGAGUUGCCAGUUUCAGACACCAGCACCUCGUAGCUCUUCUAACGUUGGUUCCGACCUCACCACUUCAUCUCCAGAUGUUGAUCCAUCCUCUUCCAAGACAUGUACUGUUUCUCGAGAAAUGUCCGCGCGACCCUCUUUUGAGAAGCUUCCAGCGUCCCAGUUUGCAAGUUCGUUAGACCCCCGACCACUUCCAGAUGGCCAUAUUACUUUCAUCGACAUCAAACUGGAUGGACGUUCGGAGCUAGGUAUAAGCUUAGUCGGUGGGUGUGAUACGCCUUUGCUUUGUGUGAUUAUUCAAGAAAUCUAUUUGGACGGUCUUGCUGCACAGGACGGGCGACUGCGCCCAGGUGACCAAAUCCUAGAGGUAAACGGAAAAGAGCUUGCUCAGGUCACUCAUUUGCAAGCCUGUCUCAUUUUGUCAUCUGUUUCCGGCGUGGCAUGUCGCUUGACGAUUUAUCGAGAGCAGGGUUUCGGAGUGACGCAAGAGCUCAGUAGUCCGGAAAUGCUGAGCAAGGUGGGAGAAAAACAAGGCGAACAAGUGGCUCUUGUAGUUUCUCGAAUAACUCGACCUCAGACUCCAGAUAUUAUUCGUGCCGCGAGUGGUGAGAAUGUCUCCAAAUGUGUGGAAUUCUGCGAAUUACCGGAUAAUCAGUCACGGACAAACACAUUAAGUACAACGGCCGAGUCGGGUACACUUCAGUCUACCAGCUCCAAAAUUGCAUCUAUUUCUGCGUUCUCCAAUCUUCCUCUGGAUGUGGGGUCGACUCUUGCUUCCGGCGUCUGCGUUUGCCAAGAACGGGUUGUCGUUUUGCCGAAACGACCUGGAGAAUCCUUGGGAAUGUCCGUUGCAGGUGGAGUGGCCAGUCAGCGGGGUGAUGUUCCGAUCUACGUGACUAACCUUCAUCCCAACGGAAUCGCUGCUCUGUCCGGCCGUGUCUUUCGAGGUGAUAUCCUUUUGGCUGUCAACGAGAUUGAGCUGCUCGGACUAUCCCAUGAACGCGCCGUCGAAGCCUUGAAAAAGGCCAGGGAUUCAUGCGUACAGGUUACUCUACGGUUGCUGAAAGGUCCUGAAGACUGUUUGGAAGAGCGAAACUUUAUACCCAGUUGGUUGUUUUGGCUUCAACUGCCUCGUUACUGUCAGAUUCCGAGGCUUGUUGUUUUGACCCGUGACCCCGUACUUGGUCUCGGAUUCAGUAUCAUUGGUGGCAACGACUCUGACCCGGAUGGCCCGCCAAAGGGAAACGCUACCAAGGACCAGAGACCUUCGCUCCCAAGACCGAUCGUAAUCAAAUCCAUCGUCCCUGGCUCGCCUUGCUUUCGUGACGGCCGCUUGAAGCAAGAAGGACAGCAAGCUGCUCUUGCACUCACACUGGACUCGCUUGGCAUUGAUGUGUACUGUGUCUCAGAAACAAGAAUUCAAGAUGCAAGCACGGUGGUUGAGCCAACCGUCGCAUCACUCUCUACUCGCUUCCGGUUGUGCACCUCUGGCGAUCCAGAGGCUACUGAAACAGGAUGUGCAGGGUUUGGUAUCAUUCUAAGUCACCGAGCGGAAGGAUCUUUGCUUUACUGGAUACGGGUUGAUAGUCAUCCGUGUGCGGUUAGUCUGGAAACGCCUGUGAAGAAGCCCAACAAGCGAGCGGUUGAUCGACAUCUCUUUGUUGCGUCUACUGACGCCCCAAUUGACCGUAGCUCUGCCACCAUCAAAGACAAGUUUUAUGACGCCUUGGGUGUGAGUCCUCUGACCACAUUGUGUCCGUGCCAUCAGUUACCGAUAGCGCGGAUUAAUUACUGGCUGUCAUUUUUGAAACACUUUUCUGGAUUCCGAUAG